UGAUCCUAGAUCAGCAGGAGCGGAACCGGAAGUAAGAGUGGUGGAGGCUCCCAACAGGAAGUGGUCUCCGCUCUACUACUGCGGCAGCAGUUUACCGUCAUUUGUUCAGGGCUGCCAUUUUAGCAAGCUUACGUUUUCCUGCAGCUGCAUCAUGGGGAUCAAAGUGGUGCAGCUCACUUCAAGCUCCCACCAUGAAAACCUCCUGUCUUCCCUGCACGACCUGAAGCAGCAGGAGCACCUCUGUGACGUCACCGUCCAGGUGGACUUCAUGGGCGAUGUGCAGGAGUUUCGGGCCCACCAGGUGGUUCUGGCGGCCAUCAGCGGCUACUUCAGGACGGCUCUUCUGACUCCAAGGCCCAUGGAAGACAAACUGCAGCUGUCAAACAUGCACAGCCACGAUUUCUCCAAGUUUUUGGAUUUCGCUUACACAGGAAAGGUUGAGGUUGCCAGAAAGAAGAUCGGUGAGGUCCAAGCGAUGGCCCAGUUCCUGGACUGCGAGGGUUUGUCCAACAUUUGCAGCGAGGCUUUGAGCGCCGGAGUUUUACAGAAACCUUCCAGAAAAAAGUCUGCUGAAGCUUUAGAAGGUGAUAAUUCUGAAGGAAAGGAAGAACUUUCUCCUCAUUCACCAAAAAAAACGCUAAAGAAGAAAAACAGAAAGAAGAACACAAAAAGGCCAGAAGGAAAGCUGAAACUGAAGCUGGGCGGCCUGAAGGUGGUGCAGAAGUCUUGGUAUUAUAACGCAAACCAAGACGAAGGGGAGCAGGAGAACAGAACGGAAGAGGAGGAUCAGCCGGAGGAAGAAGAGCAGAACAUGUCCGUGGAUAAAGCUCCUUCAGACGGAGAUGAUUGGGAAUGUGAGGAGGACGUGCAUGAGGACGAUCCGUUGUUCUUCCUGGAAGAGGAGGAAAAAGAGGAGGAAGAGGGGCAGUCGAAGGAGGAGUUAAAAAAAUCCUCCAAAGCUCAGUUCCAGUGCAACAAGUGCCAGCGCACCUUCCAUUACGAGAGGAGUUACCUGAAGCAUAUCAGUACGUACCACGGAGUGCGAGCCGACAUCGUCCACCGCUGCGACAUCUGCAUGCAGACUUUCGCCAACCGCAGCAACCUGAAGAUCCACGAGAAGCACGUCCACAACAACGAGCGGCAGUUCGCCUGCGACUCCUGCUCCAAGACCUUCAAACGGAAGAAGGACGUCAUCCGCCACCAGAGACAGGUGCACGAGCGCAACCUGCAGCACGUGUGUCCGGACUGUGGGAAGACGCUCAGCUCUAAGGCGGCUCUGCUGUUGCACGAGAGGACGCACACGGGGUCCAGGCCCUACGAGUGCGGCGACUGCGGCGCCAGGUUCACGCAGAACUCGGCCUUGAAGAUGCAUCGCAGGACUCACACAGGAGAGAAGCCGUACGCCUGUGAUGAAUGCGACUCUCGCUUCACCCAGAAACACAUGCUGUCCUACCACAAGAGGUCGCACACAGGAGAGAAGCCCUUCAUGUGUGAAGCCUGCGGCAAAAGCUUUGCUUCCAAAGAAUACCUGCGGCACCAUUCAAACAUCCACACGGGGUUCAAACCCUACAAGUGUGUGCACUGCGGCCGAGGCUUCGCCCAGAGAAACUCCCUCAAUCAGCACCUGAAGAUACACACAGGUGAGCGUCCGUACUCCUGUAAAGACUGCGAUAAGAAGUUCACCCAGCUGAACGCGCUGCAGCGACACCAGCGCAUUCACACCGGAGAGAAGCCGUACAUGUGCGGCCUCUGCAAGCGCACCUUUACCGACAAGUCCACCUUCAGGAGACACACCUUGGUUCACGAUACGGACUCUCCGUGGAAGACCUACCUGGUGCAGCUGGAGGGAAACCUGGAGGAGCGGAAACCCCGAUCCUUCAAAGGAGAGAAGGCCGAAAAAGGAGAGAAGAAGAGCACGGCCAGGAAAAGUCCCGCCGCUCCAAGUCCUGCUCCCGCUUCCAGUUCCACCAGUCCUGCCAGCAGCACGGAUAAAAUCCAGCUGGAUUCCAUCGUAGUUCCGACGGAACCGGUCACUCUCCCCUCUGAUUGGACCAGCCAUGGAACCAUCGCGUUGGUCAGCCACGGGGACCUGGAGGCCAUCACGGUCAUCCACACCGCCGUUCCUCCGGGGAUGCAGCUGCAGCAGCUCCAGCAGCUCCAGCCCAUCGUGACCACUGACGGCACGGGAGGCAGCCUCAUUUCCCUGGAGGGCUCCGGCCUCCCGCUGCCCUUCUCCAUCCCGGUCUCCGUGAAGCACCCGGUGUCUCUGACCUCCGCAGGACCAUCCGGCCCCCUUUCCGUCGCCACGCUCUCAGGUCCCGUUUCUGAAGCUCUGCUUCAGUCGGUUUCAGAGGUCCAGACGGUCUCCACGUCGGACUCCACACACCCCGCUCCACCAGCAGAAGCUCCGGGGAACAAGCUCCGGCCAGGCGUCGGCGGUUUGGGGAGCGACGUGCAGGUGGUGAUCGUCGGGGACGAGGCUUGUGGAAAUGAAAAGAACCUUCAGACCGAGGCGGAGGAGCUCUGAACGGAGGAGACGACCAGACGUCUGAUCAGAGAUGAUUUUAGCUCAUCGAAGCACAACUUCCACCAGAAGACCCUGAACUUCUCAUCAGCUGUAGCACCGAUCCUCGUGAGUGAUCUCGGAUAUUAUUGUCCCUUUUGAUGUCCAGAGAACUGAACUCCUUCUCUUUAAUUAUUAUUCCAAUAUUUUAAUCAGGAUGUCUCUAAGUUUGACUCAUUCCAGAAUCAUGCUGUUAUAUUUAAAUUGUAAUUACUAUACUGUAAAUAUUCUGGUAAAUAUGACGACAGACCUUUAGUCAGUUCCAAGAAAUGAUGAUCGAACAUUCCUUAAAACAAAAGUUUGGUCUGACUGGAUGAUUUUACAAGCUGAUCUAUGAACCUUCUGUUCAUAAAAAUAAAAACUUAUUUAUCAACCAA
Messenger RNA from Oryzias melastigma (Indian medaka), 2940 nucleotides. RefSeq names its product GDNF-inducible zinc finger protein 1 (gene gzf1). The transcript has 8 exons. Bases 152 to 2527 code for a protein of 791 amino acids. The record is from RefSeq and is a predicted model, not a curated record. Lineage: Eukaryota; Metazoa; Chordata; Actinopteri; Beloniformes; Adrianichthyidae. Gene Ontology annotation, molecular function: protein binding.